Molecule: messenger RNA, 1645 nt
Organism: Rubroshorea leprosula
Lineage: Eukaryota; Viridiplantae; Streptophyta; Magnoliopsida; Malvales; Dipterocarpaceae
Source: the annotation of a GenBank genome assembly
AAACACCAAACACGCCAUCAUCGUUUCAACAUAACCACAGUUCUCUUCAUUUCCUCCUGCAUCUUUCUUAAUCAUUUCAUUUACACCCUCGCCUUCGUUCCAUCAUGUGUGGAGGUGCUAUUAUCUCCGACUUCAUUCCGAACGCGCGGUCCGACCGGGUUACUGCUGACUACCUAUGGCCACAUCUGAAGAAUAAACCCGGGUCCAAACCCGGAUCGGGGAAACGCUACUCGAAGCCGGUGAUCAAUUUGGACGAUGAUUUGGAGGCCGAUUUUGAGGACUACAAGGAUGAGGAAUCUGACUUCGACGACUUUGAUCGUCUUCGUGAUGAUAUCAAGCCGUUUUCUUUCUCUGCUAACGCAAAGCCCGCUUCUGGGGCCUCUCGCGGCUCAAAGACUGUAAAAUCUGUGGAAUUCAGUGGACAAGCUGAGAAAUCUGCAAAAAGAAAGAGGAAAAAUCAGUACAGGGGAAUUAGGCAGCGUCCAUGGGGUAGAUGGGCUGCUGAGAUUCGUGAUCCAAGGAAGGGGAUCAGGGUCUGGCUAGGGACUUUUAAUACUGCUGAAGAAGCUGCAAGAGCCUAUGAUGCUGAGGCAAGGAGAAUACGUGGCAAGAAAGCCAAAGUGAACUUCCCAGAUGAAACCCACCAUGCUUCUCCUAAGUGUUCACUGAAAUCAAACUCUCAGAAACCCCUUUCCAAGACAAAUCCAAACCCAGUUCAACCAAACCUCAGCCAAAGUUUUAAUUAUGUGAGCAAAGCAGAUCAGGAUUGCUACAAUACCAUGGGUUUUGUAGAAGAGAAACCAGCAACGAAUCAAUUUCCAUUCAUGGAUUCCUUCCCUGCUAAUGCAGAUGUUGGAUUCAAACCCCUUGUUCCAUCUGAUAAUUCCCCAUUGUAUUUUGAUUCAGACCAAGGAAGUAAUUCUUUUGGUUGUACAAACUUUGGCUGGGGAGAACAGGCUCCAAACACUUCUGAAAUAUUAUCUGCUCUUACUGCUUACAUGGAAAGUGAUGAGUCUGAGUUUUCAGAGGAUGCUAACCCAAAGAAGAAGCUGAAGUCAAACGCUGACAAUUUGAUGCCUGUUGAAGACAAUGCUACAGAUAACAUGUCUGAAGAACUAUUGGCUUUUGACAACGAGAUGAAGUACUUUCAGUUGCCAUGCAUGGAGGGUAACUGGGGUGCUUCUAUUGAUACCUUUCUCAAUGGGGAUGUAAGUCAGGAUGAUGGAAAUGCAAUGAACCUUUGGAGCUUCGAUGACCUCCCUGCAAUGGUCGGGAAUGCAUGUUUCUGAGCAAUCUUCUAUCCUGCUUGGUAUUUUUGUAAAUAAAGCUUUAUUGUUUAAAUUGUGUUGUAAUUCUCUUCGCAUAGAUGUUUAUGCAUUUAUGGAUUUGCUCUUUGCCGCCUUCUUUUUACUGUUCUCAGGACCUGGAAUCUGUAUUGGAGUAAAACAGCUGAGAAUGCUUGAGCUUUGUUUGGAUAAUAAUUUCAGUGGUUCUUAGUAUAAAAGGGAGUAUAGGUUUCUAGAUCCUCUUUACGUACCUUAGAGAGUUACUGUAUGUGUUCGUGUGUACUUGGUUAUGAAUAUUCUAGAACCAGAUGAAUGAUAAUUUUUCUGUUUAUUUACCUAAUGGUACCGUGCAAUUUUUA